UCUAGCUCCUUCUCAGUGGUGGAGAAUGAAACAGGAGAUGGAGUCUGUCCGCCAUGGCUGGUGUCGCUCGAGAUUGACUCCUUCAGAGCCAAUCCGAAUGGAGGACUUACUGGUCUUCACUUAUCCUGAUUGGUGGAAGGAACCAUGGGAGAACCCAUCAUAUGUUCUCUUGAACAUAUAACAGAAUACUGUUCCCUCUUAAAAGAGGAAACCGUGGAAGCCUCCUCAAGACGGACCAUGGCUCGACUUCAGCUACUGAUCAUCUCUCUGCUUGUUCUUCACGUUGCAGCGGUCAUCAGGAUCCCUCUGAAGCGUGAGGUACUCAGCGUAGAGGUGGAAGCCGACAUGGACUUACAGGACCAGGGACUGGAUGAGGAGUGGAUACUCAAGGAGUUAGAGGAGGAUGACGAAGAGGCAGUUGCUGACAUCUCUAAAACGACGGUGCUGGGAGAAACGCAUCCAGAUAACCCAUCAGCAUCACCGUUUAAAACACUCAUUCUGCACCACAAGGAGAGCUUGUAUGGGCUGGUCAGGAUCGGAACCCCCCCACAGGUGUUCAAGGUGGAGUUCAGCACAGCCUCCGCAGGCCUACACAUCCCAUCAGCCAACUGCUCGCACAAAGGGCAUGCCUGCCUUGAGUCCAUGCAAAUCCGCAGACACAGAAACAAACACACACACACACACACACACACACACACAAAUGCAUGUUAUAUUGUACGAGUGGCCUCCUUGCAUUUCCCUGUACAGGGGCACAGAGGAAAUAUGACUCCUCCAAGUCAAGCACGUAUGUGAACAACGGCACUGAGGCCUCAGUCCACAUGGGCAACUUAACAGUGAAAGCCAUCGUCAGCCAGGACGUGGUUCAUUUUGCAGGCGUGCAAGUGCCAGCCCAACAGUUUUUGCGGAAAUUGUGGAUGAACCUUCAGUUGUGGCGUCCCAUAUUGAUGGGGUGUUAGGUCUGGCCUACCUCUCCAUCCCUCACCUUGGUGACCUUCCAGUGUUCGACCGCAUCAUGGCCCUGAAGCUGCUGCCAUUGAACAUCAUCUCUCAUUACUUCAACAGUCACACUGGCCUGGGUGAGCUGAUGCUAGGAGGAACGAAUCCGGAUCACUGCGAGGGAGAGCUACACUACGUUCCUGUGGCUGACAAAUCCAACUGGCAGAUACCGCUGGAGAGAAUUUCCGUGGGGAGGAACCUCACCCUGUGUGAGGAGGGGUGCCGGGCAUCGUUACAAACUUGUGCGAAGGGGAUCUUUGGCCCAGCCGAUGACAUUAAUGCUCUUCACACAGCUAUUGGGGCGAAGCCCAGUGAGAAAUACGGCGCGCACACUGUGAAGUGUCAUGGAAUGUUACGCCUGCCUAUAAUCUCUUUCAACCUUGGAGGAAAGGUGUUUAUUCUCUCUCCCCUUGACUACAUCAAAAGGGUAGAGGUCACCCCCAGACACCAGCACCAGCACAAGCUCCACGUGUGUGUGUCACGUUUCCAUGCGCACAGACGCAGCCUGCAUGGGGAGCAGUGGGUUCUGGGAGAGACCUUCCUGCACCACCUCUACACCGUGUUUGACCGCGACCAGGACCGCGUGGGCUUCGCCCCUCUGAAGAGGCACAACUCUGGACCCAAGCCCCACUUGCCCCCUGGCAGUGCCGCUGAUGGUCUCCCGGAGUCACUGCUGGUGGGUUAAGGCUGUGGGGGAAUCUGCCCCAGAAGCCUCUAGGGCAGAGAUGACAGGCUGUCGCUUUGGGCAGUAAGAGGCUUUAUGAUCCAAGUGCAGAGCUGCUGUUAGCAGAUGCUGUUUGCAAACCUGUUUCUGGUUUCCUUAAUAAUGCUUCAAAGCUA
Molecule: messenger RNA, 1836 nt
Organism: Alosa alosa (allis shad)
Lineage: Eukaryota; Metazoa; Chordata; Actinopteri; Clupeiformes; Clupeidae
Product: cathepsin D-like
Exons: 9
Coding region: 1013-1681 (222 amino acids)
Biological process (GO): proteolysis
Cellular component (GO): lysosome
Molecular function (GO): aspartic-type endopeptidase activity
Source: RefSeq, a predicted model, not a curated record